This is a messenger RNA of Haliotis rubra (blacklip abalone), 1722 nucleotides long. RefSeq names its product coiled-coil domain-containing protein 83-like. The transcript has 12 exons. The coding region runs from base 137 to 1447 and encodes 436 amino acids. The record is from RefSeq and is a predicted model, not a curated record. NCBI's taxonomy places the organism in Eukaryota, Metazoa, Mollusca, Gastropoda, Lepetellida, Haliotidae.
UAGUCCAAACAAAGAUGGCGGCGUAAAUAUAGAUGUUUGGCGGACGUUAGUAUCGGCUGCACAUAUAACCUCUACGAUGGAGUAAUAGUUUUGAUUUGAAUUUCAACACCACUGGCCAGAAAAAUAGUCUUUCAGUAUGGGUAAGAAAGGGAAGAAGGGGAAGAAAGGAAAAAAGGGGAAGAAAGGAGGGAAGAAGAGCAAGGAACCUCAGAUGACAGCAAAGGAAGCUAUCCUGGGAUAUCAGAUCAAUAUUGUGGAGAAGAAAUUAGAGGAUGUUUCUUUUGAGAUCCGUGGCUGGGAGGAGAAGAACAAACGCCACCUUGAGAGGAAUGAAAAACUAAAGUCUGAACAGCUGCUGCUAGUGGAGCAUCUUCUCAAGCAGGCCAAGGAUGCAGAGCGGUUCUUUGAGUCAGAGGAAAUCAAAAACAGGGAAGAUGUCAUCCUGGCCAUGAAGAACAUGUGGCUUCUUCGACGGCAACGAGAGAAGGAACUAGAAGAAAAGAAGAGUGCAAUAGCCAUGGAGCAGACUAAAAUAGAGGAAGUGUCAAAGGAGGUCCAGUGCUGGUCUUGGUACCGGGACAAGGGCAAGGCGGAGCAUGAGAAGCAGAUCCGCAUCCUAGAGCAGGAGCUGCAAGACAUGCAGAACAGCUUUGAUGAGAUGGCAGGUCACCUGAACAAGUCACUGGAGAAGUCCCGAGCUGAGGUAGAUAAGUACACAGAGGAGACUCUGGCCAAACAGAAGGAUCUGGCCUCAGAGAAAGCCAUUGCCCACAUGGACAAGUACAGCCGGCAGGAAGUGCUGGACAAUGACUGGCUCAAAAGGGAGGUGAUGAUCCAUCAGCGUGAGUCAGAGGAGCUGCACAGUGUGGUGGAGGAGCUCGAGAAAUACAACCUCAACGUGAUGAGUCAGCUGUUUGAGUGUACUGUAGAUGAUCUCAAAAUAUCCAGAAACUUCUUCCUGACCCAGUUCGCUGACAGCGAGAACCUGGAUGAAACUGGAAUCCUGGAAAUGGAUCUUGCCAGUCUCAACUUCCCAGAGGAUGAGGACAAGGUAGAGAAGAACAUCAGUCUAAGUGAAAAAGCAAGACCCAUGAGUGCCACCCAGAGAGCUGUCGAGCAGAAGGUGUUCAGCCUGGCCACAUCCGCUUUGGAUGAGGUGGAUACAGACAUUGAGGAGGAUGAGGAGGAUUCAGCUGAUGGUGCUUCUACACAUACAAGCCAAGGCAGUGAGCAGUUUGAAAACCUCUUCUAUGAAGAGGAAGAUUUUACUGACUAUCUACAGCUCGGCCCACUGGAACUGAAGCUGCUAAACAUCACUGGCACCCAGAUGCCCAUCCACAAGCCAUACCAGCCCACAGACGAGGAGCUGCAGGCACUUAAGUGUAAUCCUGAGGAGUGGCCUGUCACACAGCCCAUGCUCAAAGGUGCCAUCACUCACACAGCAUAGCCCUGGGGGUGGGGCAGGCUGGGUGGGGCAGGGAGAGGACCAUGGGUGGGUUGUUGAAUGACGUCCUAGGGUAAAAGACAGGGUAUUGCAUCUGUCGUAAUGAGAUCAACUUGACAAAUAUUUUAUCUCAAGUCACAUAUCUUCUUACAAUGGUCUUACAGAAAGUACUUUCUGAAGAAAAAAAUAUAAUAUCUCAGCCCACGACCCAACUAUUAUUCAGCUACGAAAAACUUAAUACUCACCUUAAAGCUACAAUUGAAUUAAGUGAUGAAUUU